This is a messenger RNA of Brachypodium distachyon (stiff brome), 1373 nucleotides long. Its product is annotated as extradiol ring-cleavage dioxygenase. Bases 109 to 1035 code for a protein of 308 amino acids. The transcript is spliced from 3 exons. The record is from RefSeq and is a predicted model, not a curated record. Gene Ontology annotation, molecular function: zinc ion binding; ferrous iron binding; oxidoreductase activity, acting on single donors with incorporation of molecular oxygen. NCBI's taxonomy places the organism in Eukaryota, Viridiplantae, Streptophyta, Magnoliopsida, Poales, Poaceae.
CGCUAAAAGAAAUGGGCUCUCUGUCAAGAAAAAAACACUAAAAAAUGGCUGAGACGAGUCAGCACUCCACAAGCAACAACCCCCAUCGCGGCCAGGCCAUCACCGGUGAUGGGGCAGAGGCAAACCAAGGUCACCAAUCAAGACGCGGCCAGACACGCGACGCGGCAUCCGCGCGGCGACCAGGAGGAGACAGAAGCCACUGGCAGGCGCCGCCCACUGACCACGCCGGCCGCCGCCAUGGACACCUUCUUCCUGUCCCACGGCUCGCCCAUGGUCUCCAUCGACGAGACGAUCCCGGCCCGGAAAUUCUUCCAGUCGUGGCUCCCCGCGGCCGUCGCCGGCCCGGGGACGCCGCGCGCCAUCCUGGUGGUCUCGGCCCACUGGGAGACCGCCACGCCGGCGGUCAACGUCAUCCGCGGGAACAACGACACCAUCUACGACUUCGGCGGCUUCCCCAGGCCCAUGUACCAGCUGAAGUAUCCUGCACCAGGCGCCCCUGAUCUGGCGAAGAAGACGAAAGAGCUCCUGGAGCAAGCCGGGUUCGGCCCCGUGAAAGAGGACCAUACUCGCGGGCUCGACCACGGCGCGUGGGUGCCGCUGAUGUUCAUGUACCCGGAGGCCAACAUCCCCGUGUACCAGCUCUCCGUGCAGACCCACCGAGACGGCACCUACCACCACAACCUCGGCAAGGCGCUGGCGCCUCUCCGGGAGGAAGGCGUCCUCGUCCUCGGCUCCGGCAGCGCCACGCACAACCUCCGCAAGAUGGGCCCCUCCGGCUCGCCGGUGCCCAAAUGGGCCUCCGACUUCGACACCUGGCUCAAGGACUCGCUUCUGGACGGCAGGCACGAGGACGUGAACCGCUACGAGGAGAAGGCGCCGUCGGCGAAGGUGGCGCACCCUUCGCCGGAGCAUUUCUACCCGCUGCACGUCGCGCUGGGCGCGGCGGGGGCACAGUGCAAGGCGGAGCUCGUCCACCACAGCUGGGACGAGGGCAGCCUCUCCUACGCCUCGUACCGCUUCACCCCCGAGAACUGAUGGCCUCGAGGCCCUAUCGCACUCUCCGCCUGCAAAUGCAAUGGUCGUGUAUUUGUUUCUAACGAUACUACGAGUCUGCGAGAUACUCCCUCCGGGCUUCAAAAGGAACAAUGUACAUUCAGACCGGCCUUGAGAUUCAAGGGGACCUGGACGAACUGCAAACAACAAAUGACUAUUUGAGUAGCUCUUCCGGAGAGCCUAGAAAUAAUGUGGUGAUUGCUAUGUGUGAAUGAUUGUGGUGCGUGUGUAUAACAAAGUGUACAAUUUUUUUGGGGGGCGGCUAGGGAGUGCGCGAGCACUUUUUGACAUAAAAGGUGUGUCCCGACAGAUUUCUAUCC